Molecule: messenger RNA, 2476 nt
Organism: Carica papaya (papaya)
Lineage: Eukaryota; Viridiplantae; Streptophyta; Magnoliopsida; Brassicales; Caricaceae
Product: DHHC-type zinc finger family protein
Biological process (GO): peptidyl-L-cysteine S-palmitoylation; protein targeting to membrane
Cellular component (GO): Golgi apparatus; endoplasmic reticulum
Molecular function (GO): protein-cysteine S-palmitoyltransferase activity
Source: RefSeq, a predicted model, not a curated record
CUUUCUUUCUUCCCGGAAAAUGAGGGAAAGUGAGGAAGAAUAAGUGAAGCAGAGAAGAAGAGAGAGAACAAACUCAUUCUUUUUCUUCUCCAAUACAUUUUUCUUGUCUCUUCUCUUUUAUUUUCCUUUCCUAUUUUUUCAUUUUCUUUGUGGAUUGCAGUAUUUUAGUUUCCUAUGAGAAAACAUGGAUGGCAGCUUCCUUACCACCCACUCCAGGUGGUGGCUGUUGCGGUGUUUUUGGCAUUGGGGUUUGCUUUCUAUGUAUUCUUUGCUCCUUUUGUCGGGAAGAAGAUAUUUCAGUACAUUGUGAUGGGUAUCUAUACUCCACUUAUUACAUGUGUCUUUGGCCUAUAUAUAUGGUGUGCUGCAGCCGAUCCUGCAGAUAUUGGAGUUUUCAGGUCUAAAAAGUAUCUCAAAAUUCCUGAAAAUGGAAAACAUGCCCGGCCAAAGGAUUCAAAACAAGGUGGGGGAUCAACUCCAUCAUUGCAUGAUGGUAGUGUAGUUACGAUUGGUGAGAAAUCUGUGGAGAAGGAUGUGUUAGGUACAGAUGCAACUUUGAAGGAUCUAACUCGUGAAAUAGAGAAGAAACAUUCCUCGCCAGAGCAUUCAUCUUGUGUGUCGUUGCUUUUCUCCCCAUGUGCUUUUAUUUGUAAUUGUUCUAGUGCAAGGGAGGAAUCUUCUGAGCUUCAGAUGAGUGAAGAUGGCAUGUUCUAUUGCAGUUUGUGUGAAGUUGAGGUUUUCAAGUACAGCAAGCACUGCCGAGUUUGUGAUAAAUGUGUUGAUCGCUUUGAUCAUCACUGCAGGUGGCUCAACAACUGUAUAGGCAAAAGGAACUAUCGACAAUUUUUCACCCUCAUGGUUUCUGCCCUUCUCUUGCUUGUUGUACAAUGGUCAACUGGAAUACUGGUGCUUAUCUGCUGUUUUCUUGAACGGAAAAGAUUCUCUGUGGAUAUCUCCUCUAAGCUAGGAAGCAGUUUCUCUUUGGUUCCAUUUGUUAUUGUGGUGGCAGCGUGCACUAUUUUGGCCUUGAUAGCGACUUUACCACUUGCUCAGCUUUUCUUCUUUCACAUUCUUCUCAUAAAAAAGGGAAUAAGCACAUAUGAUUACAUAAUUGCUUUAAGGGAACAGGAGCAAGAACUGCAAGAAGCCGAAUGUCAGCAAUCUGCCCAGAUGUCUCCUGCCAGCUCACUUACUGGAUUAAGCAGUGCGAGCUCCUUUUCUACUUUCCACCGUGGUGCAUGGUGUACACCCCCUAGGUUGUUUCUUGAAGACCAGUUUGAUGUAGUGCCCCCAGAGACCGGAUCUGUUAGUUCGUAUGGAAAAAAGAUGGUGAGGGAAGAAGCAACUAAGAAGAAGAAUCCGGGAGCAGUGAAGAUUAGUCCCUGGACGUUGGCACGACUUAAUGCAGAAGAUGUUUCAAAAGCAGCAGCAGAGGCAAGAAAAAAAUCAAGAAUCCUGCAGCCUGUGGUUAGACAGGAAGCCCAUUUUGGAUUAGACAGGGAAAGCAGCUAUGGUAGCAAUGGUCGAAGGAUGUUCCCAAGGUUUGACAAUAGUAAAAGGCGAGCUUCUAAUAAACGGGCGCGCCUCCCAGCAAACCUACCACUGGAUCCACUGAUGAAUAUUUCAGCUAAAGCUGCUGAAAAAGGUUUUGCUGAAACAUCAAGUAGUUUGGCGCCUCUUCAACUCGAAGCACGAAGUGCUUUUCAAACAAGCCGAGCAAUGUCUAGCUCAGCUGGAAUUGUUGCUUCUUCUCCUGAAAGCAGCUUGGAUUCACCAGACAUUCACCCAUUCCGCGUAUCCUCAUCUGGAGCUGAAGAGGCAAGACAGUUAACAGGUUUAGCUUCAUCUGGUGGCAUAGCUCAUAAGGGUAUUCCUCCAUUAUCAAGGUCUACCAGUGACGGCUACGAGGCAUCUGGUGGAGAAGAUAGUGACCAGGUUCCUACCAGGUUUGUGCAUAGAUCAACAAACUGGAGUAAUAUUCUAUUUAGCACUGAUCAUGUCGAGAGGGUUGUUAAACUAAAAGUGCCUUCAUCAUCCAACCAAGCUAACAACAGAAUACUUUGACCACUGAAGUUUGGUUCACUUUGAUUUGAUUGAAGGGAAAGUUUCAACAUUCUUUCACUCAUGCACUUGGAAGUAUUUCAAGGAUCAAACUGGGAAUGCUCAGGUGUGCCAAAUUGAAUUUGUAUAUGGUUUGAGAUUCCUGAAUCAGCGCUUUGUGGGAUGAAAGGUGUUUUGGUCGAGCUAAGCGUUAUUGUGACUGCAGCCCCUGUGAUCAUUGGCCCUCACCCUACGCUACUGACAAGAAGACUAGCUUGCCGGUGUAUUGUUUGUAAUAUACUCGAAUUGUACUCCCCAUGGUGGAUUUUUGUUAAAAUGGAUUUUUUACUCUUGUAUGGCUUCUUGUUGACAUUUCGGCAACUCUUGCUUUGGUGAAAUUUACACUUCAAAAAGUCACUGAAUCUUUGUUUCCUAA